CUGCGCAGAUCGAUGCUUCGAGUUUUGGGACUUUGUGGAAAUGGUCAUUUGGCUUCAAAUCUGCUCUUUGUCUGUUUUGCCUAAAUUCAUGAAACCGAACCACGUCCGCUUUGCCCAGGACCCGAACAGAGCGGUCUGGUCGUCGUCCUGCAAUCUGGCUGGACGCUUGCCACAACCCGCCGCGCAGAGGUUGCUCACAAUCAACAGCAACCAGCUGGCCUCGAAUCACUUUGACUACCAGUCUGAGCACGCUCCACGGAUAUAUCGUGGGCAACACAGCUCGGCGCAUUCAAACAACCACUCCAACCACUCCAAGCACACUCACGCCAAGGGCAAUCUGGCAUCCACUCCAGUCCAACCACUCGUCCAGGCACACUCCAAGAGCGCACUCGAUCGUGUCAUUCACGACGCGGCGCAGCACCCGGACGCGUUCUGGCUGCGAGCUGCCAACCACAGCGGAUUGCACUGGUCCAAGCCGCCAACCAUUGCGAAAGUGCUCAACCCGAAUGGCACGGCCGCUUGGUUCCCGGAUGGCGAACUCAACACCUGCUACAAUGCCAUCGAUGUUCACGUCGAGCAGCAUCGAGGUGCGCAGGUCGCACUCAUCCACGAUUCGCCAGUGACCAAGUCUGUAACCAACGUCUCGUACACGGAAUUGCAAGAGCGCGUGGCAACCUUUGCUGGCGUGCUUGCUCGGCAUGGAGUUGGCAUGGGAGAUCGGGUAUUGAUUUACAUGCCAAUGGUACCCGAGGCCGCCAUCUCGAUGCUUGCGUGCGCGCGACUUGGCGCCAUUCACUCGGUUGUGUUUGGCGGGUUUGCUUCUCACGAGCUUGCCACUCGCAUUUCCGAUUGCCAGCCGUCAGUUAUUAUCACUGGGUCAUGCGGCAUCGAAGGCGCAAAGAUCAUUCCAUACAAGCCGUUGCUGGACCGAGCCAUUGACCUCGCCACACACAAGCCAAACUCGGUGAUUGUGUUUCAGCGACCCAUGAGUCGAGCAUCUCUUGUUUCAGGUCGAGAUUAUGACUGGACAGCCGAGGUGGAGGCUUCUCAGCCGCACGCUUGCGUGCCAGUACCCUCGCAGCAUCCGUUGUACAUUCUGUACACUUCUGGAACAACCGGCGCCCCAAAGGGCAUUGUGCGCGAGAGCGGCCCUCACGCUGUGGCUAUCAAGUGGUCCAUGACCAACAUUUAUGGUCUUCGGCCCGGAGAAACCAUGUUUGCCGGCUCGGACAUUGGCUGGGUUGUCGGCAGCUCGUACGUUUGCUAUGGCCCGCUGUUGAAUGGCAACACUACCGUCCUAUUCGAAGGCAAGCCUGUGGGCACUCCAGACCCUAGUACCUACUGGCGCAUUGUCGACCAACACAAUGUCAAUGUGAUGUUCACAUCGCCGACGGCGCUGCGCGCGAUCAAGCGUGAGCAAUCCGACAAGCUCGUUGGUGGCUACGACACCAGUCGUCUUCGGUCGCUAUUUGUUGCUGGAGAGCAUUGCGACACCGACACACUCAAGUGGAUUCAGCAGAUGCUGCAAAAGCCGGUGAUUGACCAUUGGUGGCAGACCGAAACUGGCUGGCCGAUGGCGUCGCUGUGUCCGGGCAUCCAGCACAUGCCAGUGCGCGCGGGCUCGGCCGGCAAGCCUGUCCCUGGCUACACGAUUCACAUUCUCGAUCAAAAGACUGGCCAGGUGCUUCCGGAGCCAAACACGCUGGGUGCGAUCGCCGUCAAGUUGCCAAUGCCGCCAGGUGUGGUCACCACCCUUUGGAACAACCAGAAGAGGUUUGACUCGACGUACUUGUCAUCCUAUCCCGGUUACUAUGACACGGGCGACGCUGGGUAUUUUGACGAAGACGGGUACUUGUACGUCAUGGCGCGCACCGACGACGUGAUCAACGUGGCCGGGCAUCGCUUGAGCACAUCCGCGCUCGAGGAUGUCAUUUGCUCGCAUCCCGCCGUCGCCGAGUGCGCUGUGGUGGGUGUCAAGGACCGUUUGAAGGGACAGCUGCCCAUCGGGCUUGUCAUUCUCAAGCAAUCAUCGGCCUCGGCUUCGCAAAGUCUUUCCCACGACCUUCAACGAAUGGUGGCGGAUCAAGUCGGCGCAUUUGCUUGCUACAAGAACACCAUUGUCGUUGAGAAGCUGCCAAAGACACGCUCUGGCAAAAUCCUGCGCAAGACAAUCCGACAGAUGGCCAAUCACGAGAAAGUCGACAUUCCUGCGACGAUUGAGGAUGCUGCAGUCCUUCCCGUCAUUCAGCAAAUCCUCCACGAUGCUAGCGAUGUCAAGCCUCCCUCGUCGCAUCACUGAUAGCCUUGAUGGUGGUGUAGAUGUGUGUACAAAUUGAAAACAGUCACUGUCACCUCAAACAUUUAUUCCGAGUAUCUUCUCAACAAGACAAAAAAAAAAUCUCCA
Molecule: messenger RNA, 2404 nt
Organism: Capsaspora owczarzaki ATCC 30864
Lineage: Eukaryota; Filasterea; Ministeriida; Capsasporidae
Product: propionate-CoA ligase
Exons: 5
Coding region: 41-2299 (752 amino acids)
Source: RefSeq, a predicted model, not a curated record